Messenger RNA from Ectocarpus siliculosus, 1361 nucleotides. NCBI's taxonomy places the organism in Eukaryota, Phaeophyceae, Ectocarpales, Ectocarpaceae. The record is from the annotation of a GenBank genome assembly.
AUGGCCAUAUUCUCAACCGGAGGCGCAUCAAAGGCGACGAAGCGAACCACGCCGCGAGGAUCAGGCAACCUCUUCCUCGCUACCACCACAACGCCGCACAGAUCGGAGAGCAACCGCUCGACAGGAUACCCUCCAGAGAAGACCGGCGACACCAUAUCCCCGAGCCACGUGACCACCAACAUCAACCUUGCCCCAAUGGAGAACAACAACACUCCCGGACACAACAGACCCCCCACUGGGAAGUCACCCCCGACCCUCCUUGAGCAGAAACCAGAGUCGAUGGUGGCCGAGACUCUCCGAAUGAAGGGCGAGCUCGAGUUCACCCGUCUCUUGCGCGUGGACGGCCGGUUUGAGGGAGAGCUCAUCACCGACAAGGGGAGCCUGGUUGUGGGGCCGAAGGGGGAAGUCGUCGGGGACCUCAAGAACAUGCAGGAAGUGUACGUGGAGGGCAUCGUCCGCGGCAACGUUUUUGCGAACGACGUCAAGAUCAAGAACGCCGGGAUGCUCCUGGGCGACGUCCAGUGCAUGUGCCUCACCCUCGACCCUACGGCGUCGAUCAGGGUGAGCAUCAACCACAACGUUCCCAACCCGCGAACCCAGCCUCCCUUCCUGCCCCCAACCCCACGCUGUUGAAUUUCUUGUGUCUCUCGGUUCUCGCUCACCCUUAAGAAAGUGUUAGAGAAAUAUUAUGUCGGUUUUGCUCCCGCUCACUGCAAAGACUUGUAGCGCACACCCUUGGAACUGCUGUGGUAUUUUCUCGAACGGAUAGUAUACUAGUCUUUCCGUGUUGGUGUGCUUUCGAGAAGAUGUGUCUUCUUGUGCGGCGAAGUAAAGUGAGCAUGGGGCGUGAUGGCCGGAAGGUCUUUAAGGUUGGCGACCGCCCCCGCGGAAGACUUUUCUAGGCUGUCAAUACUCGAAACACUCCACACGGUGGGUGGUGAAAUUGAGAACUCUCCCCACCAUGAAUGGUGGUCUAGUAGAUGAUGUUGUGCGGGGUCGAGAAUCCUCACAUCGCGCAAAGGGGAUAAUGGCAGGUUGUGUUUAAUUGGUCGAACACCCUCGAGGCAGUUACACAGAGCUUACAACUGUCUCCGGAAGUGAAAGCACCAGAAAAAUAAAUUGAGUCAUACAUACGCAGUUGUCAUCCGUACGCAAGGAAGUAAGCACAAGAUGCCGAACACCCUUGGCAGGAUGCAGCGCACCCUUCAUGCGACUCGCCGAAUACAUCACGGCGCUUCGCGCUUGGUGAUGUGAGAGCCUGGUCCGGUAGAACCCGGCGUGCUCCGUCCCGGCUUUGUAGGGAUGCGAGGUCAAUGGUCUAACGACUACGGCAUGCACGACUAUGAGUGCACCCCCACCCC